AUGAAUUUACCACGGAGAAGGCGGCUACAACGGAACCGAAUCUUUUUCUUGCUUGCCACAGUAUUGGUCCUCUCUCUCUAUCAGCUUCAGUUCAGCCCCUCUGGCCUUCCAGCACCACACACAGCCCCCCAACCCAAGGACUCUGUUAAAGUUACCUCCAGAGACCUCUCCAGCAACAAGACUGCCAUAACAGGCAAUGGCACAGCAGCACCCAAAAUAAGACACUGUGUAUAUGUGGAUCCUGAGCCAGCUGUGCCCAUCACUACAUCAGUGGACACAACACCACAAGAAGAAAAUGUCAGUGCAAGCUACCCAGAUGAAAAGCCAAAAUAUGAAUCCAAAGCAGAAUAUCCCCAGGACCUAUUCAGUGUGGAAGAACGCAGGCAAGGGUGGGUUGUACUUCACAUCUUUGGCAUGAUAUAUGUAUUUGUGGCCUUGGCCAUAGUGUGUGAUGAGUAUUUUGUCCCUGCCUUGGGAGUGAUCACAGAGAAGUUACAGAUCUCUGAAGAUGUGGCUGGAGCCACCUUCAUGGCAGCAGGUGGAUCAGCACCAGAACUCUUCACCUCCCUCAUAGGUGUCUUCAUCUCACACAGCAAUGUGGGCAUCGGUACCAUUGUGGGCUCAGCAGUGUUUAAUAUCCUCUUUGUCAUUGGCACUUGUGCCCUCUUCUCAAGGGAGAUACUCCACCUGACAUGGUGGCCCUUAUUUAGAGACAUUUCGUUCUACAUUGUAGACUUGCUGAUGCUCAUCCUGUUUUUCCUAGACAGUGUCAUUGAUUGGUGGGAAAGCCUCCUUUUACUGACUGCCUACGCCACGUAUGUAUUCACUAUGAAACACAAUGUGUACCUAGAACAAUGGGUGAAGCAGGAGCUGAACAGGACACUAAAUACCGUGCAGGCAGCAUCAGCAGAGCAUAUGCAGAAGAAAAGCAACGGGGCAGUUGCAGAUGAUGGAACAAAGAAACCAGCAGAUGGAAAGAAGCUGCAGCCUACAUCAGCCUUACAGCGAGGCAGCAGCUCAACCUCCCUACACAACUCCCAAAUGCGCAGCACCAUCUUCCAACUCAUGAUCUACACCCUGGACCCCCUGGCAGAAGCAAAAUUUAAAGACAAGGUUGACAUCUUGAGCAACAUAGCCAAGGCUAAGGUAGAUGCUCUGAACAAACAAGGAUCAAAACCAGAAGCAGAAGAGGAAAAGCAGGCACAAUCACCAAACACUCUUCAAGUAACUCCUGCCAGUGACUCUGAACCCAGCAAAGACAAACACAAGGCAGAUGCACCACAAGAUGGACAGCAUUCUUCAGACAGCGAUGACUCAGAAGACAGCAGCUCUGAGACUGAGGAAAGCAGUGAUGACAGCACAGACGAUGAAGAAAAUGACGAGCCGUUAUCUCUUGAAUGGCCAGAAACUAGAAAAAAACAAGCUAUUUACCUUUUCCUCUUUCCCAUUGUCUUCCCUCUCUGGAGCACUUUGCCUGAUGUUAGAAACCCAGACUCAAAAAAACUCUUUGUCAUCACAUUUUUUGGAUCCAUCAUCUGGAUUGCAGCAUUCUCUUACCUCAUGGUGUGGUGGGCUCACCAGGUUGGUGAAACAAUUGGGAUAUCAGAAGAAAUUAUGGGACUAACCAUACUGGCAGCGGGAACAUCAAUCCCUGACCUUAUCACCAGUGUCAUUGUUGCACGCAAAGGUUUAGGCGACAUGGCUGUCUCCAGCUCUGUAGGCAGCAAUAUCUUCGAUAUCACUGUUGGUUUGCCAGUUCCUUGGUUCCUUUAUUCUGUCUUCAAUGGACUCAGUCCAGUUGCAGUUAGUAGUAAUGGUCUGUUUUGUGCAAUUGUUCUUCUCUUUCUAAUGCUCCUGUUUGUAAUCAUCUCAAUUGCUGCAUGUAAAUGGAAAAUGAACAAAAUACUGGGGCUCACUAUGUUUGCUCUUUACUUUGUGUUUUUGAUCAUCAGUGUGAUGUUGGAAGACAGGAUAAUAUCUUGCCCAGUAUCUGUAUGA
Rhea pennata is the source of this 1998-nucleotide messenger RNA. RefSeq names its product solute carrier family 24 member 1 (gene SLC24A1). Bases 1 to 1998 code for a protein of 665 amino acids. Gene Ontology annotation, cellular component: plasma membrane. Lineage: Eukaryota; Metazoa; Chordata; Aves; Rheiformes; Rheidae. The record is from RefSeq and is a predicted model, not a curated record. Gene Ontology annotation, biological process: calcium ion transmembrane transport; intracellular calcium ion homeostasis. The transcript is spliced from 9 exons. Gene Ontology annotation, molecular function: calcium channel activity; calcium, potassium:sodium antiporter activity.